Messenger RNA from Dama dama (fallow deer), 1262 nucleotides. RefSeq names its product von Willebrand factor C domain containing 2 (gene VWC2). The transcript is spliced from 3 exons. The record is from RefSeq and is a predicted model, not a curated record. Gene Ontology annotation, biological process: negative regulation of BMP signaling pathway. Gene Ontology annotation, molecular function: protein binding. Lineage: Eukaryota; Metazoa; Chordata; Mammalia; Artiodactyla; Cervidae. Gene Ontology annotation, cellular component: AMPA glutamate receptor complex. Bases 1 to 981 code for a protein of 326 amino acids.
AUGCCCAGCUCCACUGCGAUGGCAGUUGGCGCGCUGUCCAGCUCCCUCCUGCUCACCUGCUGCCUGAUGGUGGCCCUGUGCAGCCCGAGGAUCCCGCUGGAGAAGCUGGCCCAGGCGCCGGAGCGGCCGGGCCAGGAGAAGCGCGAGCACGCGUCUCGGGACGGCCCGGGGCGGGUGAGCGAGCUGGGGCGCCCGGCGAGGGACGAGGGCGGCGGCGGCGGCCGGGACUGGAAGGGCAAGAGCGGCCGCGGGCUGGCCGGCCGGGAGGCGUGGAGCAGGCAGAAGCAGGCCUGGGCCGCCCAGGGCGGGGGCGCCGGGGCCGGGGACCUGCAGGGGCGGCCCCGCGGGGACACCCCGCACGAAGAGCCCCCGGCCGCCGCCGCCCAGGACGUGGCGGGUCCGGAGUCGGAGCCCACGCCCGAGCCGCCGGAGGAGUACGCGUACCCGGAUUACCGGGGCAAGGGCUGCGUGGACGAGAGCGGCUUCGUGUACGCGAUCGGGGAGAAGUUUGCCCCGGGGCCCUCGGCCUGCCCGUGCCUGUGCACCGAGGAGGGACCGCUGUGUGCCCAGCCCGAGUGCCCGCGGCUGCACCCGCGCUGCAUACACGUCGACACGAGCCAGUGCUGCCCGCAGUGCAAGGAGAGGAAGAACUACUGCGAGUUCCGGGGCAAGACCUACCAGACCCUGGAGGAGUUCGUGGUGUCGCCGUGUGAGCGGUGCCGCUGCGAGGCCAGCGGGGAAGUGCUAUGUGCGGUGUCCGCGUGUCCGCAGACCGAGUGCGUGGACCCCGUGUACGAGCCGGACCAGUGCUGCCCCAUCUGCAAAAACGGCCCGAACUGCUUUGCGGAGACGGCGGUCAUCCCUGCCGGCAGAGAGGUGAAGACGGACGAGUGUACCAUCUGUCACUGCACCUACGAGGAGGGCACCUGGAGGAUCGAGCGCCAGGCCAUGUGCACCCGACACGAAUGUCGCCAGAUGUAGGGCCUGCACGCCUCGCGUCUGCUAGACGCCUUGCCCAGCCUGGGCCUGCUGUGCCACUCGGAAACGCCGGCCGAACGGGCGACAGUUUCCACGAGGAACCGUGAGGAACCGUCGGUCGUUUUGCUUUUCUGGGUCACAAAGACUGCAAAAGAAAGAACUGGACGUAUUUCAAAACAUCCACAAGAACUUAGGGAAAAAAAAAAAAACCCGUCUCUAAAUAAAUGUGCUAUUUUCACAGUAAGUACACUGAAGUCCACUAUUAUAUAUGAAAUGUAUUUCUA